This is a messenger RNA of Ricinus communis (castor bean), 910 nucleotides long. RefSeq names its product receptor homology region, transmembrane domain- and RING domain-containing protein 3. Gene Ontology annotation, molecular function: ubiquitin protein ligase activity. Bases 61 to 810 code for a protein of 249 amino acids. Lineage: Eukaryota; Viridiplantae; Streptophyta; Magnoliopsida; Malpighiales; Euphorbiaceae. Gene Ontology annotation, cellular component: cytoplasm. The transcript has a single exon. Gene Ontology annotation, biological process: protein ubiquitination. The record is from RefSeq and is a predicted model, not a curated record.
AAGAAAAGGUUUAGAUUUUCUGUUUCUUGAUUUCUAUUGAAGAGUCUGAAAACCAAAAACAUGGAGGACUUUCUAGUCUACGAUGUUCGUAUACAAAGCUUAACCGAGAUGACUGUUGAUCUAGACCCUAGAAGAAACCAGCAGCAGAAUCUGGACGGCCGUUUUUUAACUCCAAGAACGAUCCAAGUGACAUUCGGAUUCUUCGACAUUCUUCGACGCUAUGUACAGUCGGUGGAAGGGACAUAUACGCAAGAAACUGUAACACCCCUGGAUAUCGUAUCCGAUGUUGAGUUCUCUUUCAUCGGUUCAUUAUUGAUUGAUGAAGAAUUUGCCAAGAGAGGUGCGAUGGAGGUUUUAAGUCGCAUGGGACUUCCACAAGAUACUCGGGAAAGGAUAGUGAGGGAAGUGGGUGUUGAGGUUAGGAAACUGGUAUCGACGGCGAUUAACAGUAGUGAUUGUGGCGGUGGUGUUAGUUUCUCGAUUUCAGUUGGUAUUGCCGCGGUGAAGUGGGAAGAAGUGGAGUACGAAAGGUAUUUAGAAGAGGUUGGGAACCCUGAGAUGGAGUCCAUGGAAAUUGAAGCUAGACUGAUCCCUGCCGCCGAAUCAUCUAUCCGAGCUCUGAAAAGAAUGGUGUUCGAUGAUUUGGAGAACCUUCGAGAGUGUACGAUUUGCAUGGAACAGAUUGAGGCUGGCAUGGAAGCAAUUCAGAUGCCCUGCUCCCACUUUUAUCAUCCAGAUUGCAUUGUUUCGUGGCUGCGCAAUGGCCAUUUUUGUCCGCUUUGUCGCUAUGAAAUGCCUGUAGAACAAUAGGAUUUUUUUAAUCGGGUUUUCAUGAAUUUUUAUCGAGAGAGAUAAGUUAGAGAUAACUUUGUAAUUACAAUUUUGAUUAAAUCAAGCAGAAACCAUUCUU